AUGAAUUCACGAAUGGAAUUCACCGACAGAGGCGAGAAGGCCGUCCAGGACGCGAUGGCCCUCGCAGAGCAGUACGCCCACUCGCAACUGCUCCCCGUCCACUUGGCAGUCUCGCUGCUCGACCCUCCCGCAGACCAGUCAAAGGACCAACAGAACGCGCCGCCGCCGACGUCCUCGAUGUUCAGACAAGUCGUCGAGCGCGCCCACGGCGACCCGCAACUCUUUGACAGAGCCCUCAAGAAGACCCUCGUCCGCCUGCCGAGCCAAGACCCGCCCCCGGACCAGGUCUCCGUCGCACCCACCUUCCACGCCGUCUUGAGGAAGGCGCAGGAGCUCCAAAAGACGCAAAAGGACUCCUUCAUCGCCGUCGAUCACCUCAUCCAAGCCCUCGCCGAGGACCACACAAUCCAGACAUGCCUGAAGGAGGCCAACAUCCCCAAGCCGAAGCUCGUGCACGAUGCCGUCACGCAGAUCCGGGGCACGAAGCGGGUGGACAGCAAGAACGCCGAUACCGAGGAGGAGCACGAGAAUCUGGCCAAGUUCACAAUCGACAUGACGGCCAUGGCCCGCGACAAGAAGAUCGAUCCUGUCAUCGGCCGAGAGGAGGAGAUCCGCAGAGUCGUGCGCAUCCUCUCGCGCCGCACAAAGAACAACCCCGUCCUCAUCGGUGAACCCGGUGUGGGCAAGACCACUGUCGUCGAGGGCCUGGCCCAGCGAAUCGUCAACCGCGAUGUACCCGACAACCUGAAGGCCUGCAAGCUGCUGUCGCUCGACGUCGGCGCCUUGGUGGCCGGAAGCAAGUACCGCGGAGAGUUCGAGGAGAGGAUGAAGGGUGUCCUGAAGGAGAUUGAGGACUCCAAGGAGAUGAUUGUCCUCUUCGUCGACGAGAUCCACCUUCUCAUGGGUGCUGGCUCCUCCGGCGAGGGCGGCAUGGACGCCGCCAACCUGCUCAAGCCCAUGCUUGCCCGUGGUCAACUGCACUGCAUCGGUGCGACCACCCUCGCCGAGUACCGCAAGUACGUCGAGAAGGACGCCGCCUUCGAGCGACGUUUCCAGCAGGUGCUGGUGAAGGAGCCCACCAUCGGUGAGACCAUUUCCAUCCUCCGUGGUCUCAAGGAGAGAUACGACAGACACCACCGCGUCACCAUUCUCGACAACGCUCUGGUGGCCGCCUGCAACCUUGCCGGCCGCUACCUCACCUCCCGCAGACUUCCCGACUCCGCCAUCGACCUGGUCGAUGAGGCCGCCGCCGCGGUGCGCGUCGCAAGAGAGUCGCAGCCCGAAAUUAUCGACUCUCUCGAGCGCAAGCUGCGCCAGAUCAUGAUCGAGAUUGCGGCCUUGGAGAAGGAGAAGGACGAGGCAUCCCAGACCCGCCUGGUCCAGGCGAGAAAGGAUGCCAAGAACGUUGAGGAGGAGCUUGAGCCCCUGCGCCAGAAGUACCUCUCCGAGAUCAAGAGAGGUGAGGAGAUUCACUUAGCCAAGCUCAAGCUCGACGACCUCGAGAAGCGCCUUGAGCAGGCCAUCAACGACGGUGACCACGCCAAGGCUGCCGACCUCCAGUACGGCGCCAUUCCCGAGCAGCGCGCCGUCAUCAAGGAACUUGAGGCCAAGAAGGCUGCCGCCGAUGCUGCCCUCAACGCCUCUGGCCAGGACCACGGUGCCAUGGUCACUGACGUUGUCACGGCCGACCAUAUCAACGACAUCGUGUCCCGCUGGACUGGCAUUCCCGUUACCCGCCUUAAGACGACCGAGAAGGAGAAGCUUAUCCACAUGGAGAAGCAGCUCGGUAAGAUCGUCGUUGGACAGAAGGAAGCAGUCCAGGCCGUCUCCAACGCCAUUCGCCUGCAGCGAUCUGGUCUCAGCAACCCCAACCAACCACCCAGCUUCCUAUUCUGCGGUCCUUCGGGUACCGGUAAGACUCUCUUGACCAAGGCUCUUGCCGAGUUCCUCUUCGACGACUCCAAGGCCAUGAUCCGCUUCGACAUGUCCGAGUACCAGGAGCGUCACGCCCUCAGCAGAAUGAUUGGUGCUCCCCCCGGAUACGUGGGACACGACGCCGGUGGCCAGCUCACGGAGGCCCUCCGCCGCAAGCCCUUCUCCAUCCUCCUCUUUGACGAGGUCGAGAAGGCCGCCAAGGAAGUACUCACCGUCCUCCUGCAGCUCAUGGACGACGGCCGCAUCACCGACGGCCAGGGCAGAGUCGUCGACGCCAAGAACUGCAUCGUCGUCAUGACCUCCAACCUGGGUGCUGAGUACCUCACCAAGUCCACCAACCGCGACGGCAAGGUCGACGCCACUACGCGUGAGCUCGUCAUGAAUGCCCUUCGCUCUUGGUUCCUCCCCGAGUUCCUCAACCGCAUCAACUCCACCGUCAUCUUCAACCGUCUGACGCGCCGUGAGAUCCGCAAGAUUGUCGACAUCCGCCUCCAGGAGAUCCAGAAGCGGCUGGAGAACAACGGCCGCAAGGUCUACAUUGACGUUUCAGAAGAGGCCAAGGACUACCUCGGCAACGCAGGCUACUCACCCGCCUACGGUGCCCGUCCUCUGUCUCGCCUGAUCGAGAAGGAGGUGCUCAACAAGCUGGCCAUUCUCAUCCUCCGCGGCAACGUCCGCGAUGGAGAGAACGCCCGCGUGGAGCUCAUCAACGGCAAGAUCACCGUCCUGCCCAACCACCAAGACAGCGAGCUCAACACCGACGACGAGGACAUGGACGAGGAUGACGCCGUGGAUGAGCUCGGUGCCGAGUCCAUGGACGAGGACAUUUACGACUAA
Colletotrichum chrysophilum is the source of this 2772-nucleotide messenger RNA. It is a transcript of the gene HSP98, whose product is annotated as Heat shock protein hsp98. Lineage: Eukaryota; Fungi; Ascomycota; Sordariomycetes; Glomerellales; Glomerellaceae. The record is from RefSeq and is a predicted model, not a curated record. Gene Ontology annotation, cellular component: cytosol; cytoplasm. The transcript has a single exon. Gene Ontology annotation, molecular function: ATP hydrolysis activity; ATP binding. Bases 1 to 2772 code for a protein of 923 amino acids. Gene Ontology annotation, biological process: cellular response to heat.